CCGUUGCCUUGGCAGGCGAGGUAGGUUCCGCCGCGUCGUCGGUUCCGCUCGGUCAGCGAUUCCGUCGAACCGCCCGCCUGUUAGCGCGGCUCCAGAAAUUCUCCGGCGUGUUAUAACGACCGGCGGCGGCGCCGACGUUAACCAGCAAACGGUAUCAACGCCACACACGCCGGGCUAGCCAGCUAGCUAGCUUGCUACCCGGGGCUAACUGAUUAGCCCGCCCGCCGCGUCUGAACGACGAACUGGCGUAAAUCGAUCGGCUAUCUCUCUCUCACGCGCUUCAGUAAGUCGGCGAAUCGACAACGAGUCGCAGCCCCUCGCGGCUGAUUAGCGGACGAUGUUAAAUCCCCUUUUUGUUUUGUUUUUUACACGACUUUUCUGUGAAUUGUAAGGGGGGCAACCCGCUGGCGCCUGUGUCCGGCGCCUGCUUAUAAAUAAAGCUUGUUUCGAGCCAACAUGGCGGCUCGUUGAGGCGGCAUGGGGGGUAGGAAAACGUCACAGAAGCCCGGUAUCUAACAACGCUCUGGAGGUUGGUGGCGCCAUGGAGGAGGAAGUUGCUGCUGCCGCCGCUGCAGCUGCCGCUGCUGCAGAGACCGAGGACCGCGACUAUGCAGCCGAGGCCAUGGCUGCAGACAUGGACCCUUGGAUUGUGUUUGACUCGAGAAAAACUCCAAGGGCGGAGUUCGACGGCUGGCUGGAGAGCAACAGGCCUUCGCACGUGUCCCGAUUCAGCAGCGGCGAGCGAGGCUCCGUGGGGUGGAUUGCUGUGUUCGGCCCCGACCACUGCCCCAACGUAGGGGACGUCGGCAGUCUCCAGGAGAACUGGGAGAGGCUGUUGGCCAGCGGGCGGCCCGUGAACUUCGAGAACGUGAAGGAACUGGCCCUGAACCACGGAGUGCUCUCUGGCAAGUGGCUGAUGAUCCUGGACUCCGGGUUCAAGUUGGACCGUGCUUGGGAGUGCGUGGCCAGAGCGACCCUAGAUGGCAAGAUCUCCCUUGUGAAAGUGAGCCCCCAGGACCUGAAGACGGAUGGCAAGCAGGUCAUUUGCGCGUACAACCAGAACUUUACGGAUGAGACAGAAGUCGUGGGGCUGGACACAGUCAUCCGUGCCACGGGGGUCAAGUGUCCUCUGUCUUACAAGCCAGAUGUGUACUCUUACCUGGGCAUAUACCGAAACAACCGCUGGAGUCUCUGCCCGACUAUUUACGAAAGCAAAUUUGACCUGGAGUGCAUACCAAGGCGUUCACUCAUUAUCAAUAAAAUCACUAAUCUAGAAGUCACAUAGACCUCUUGAGAAAAAGAGGGUUUGGGAUUGAGAUGAUAUUAGAAGCACUUGGCAAUGGUCAUGAUUAUGCAGUUGCUUGUACAGCAAGAGUCACUGAAUGGAAAUUCUGAUAACUGUCAGUAACUUUUUUGUAUUUGAUCUACUCUGUUCUUCCAGUUUGCCCUUAAGGGUCCCUGGUUCAAUUUUGUAUGUUCAUGCUGAAGAUACGAUUACUUAGAGACUUGAAAUUUUGUCACUUAAAUCUGUUCUACAUUUUGAUCUUGUGCCUAUGUGCCAGAAUACACUAGUUUCUGUUGAUGUAGCAGUGCCUGACAUGAUUUUUUUGUUCCAUUAUGUUUUAAGAAUUUUGAGACGUUUGUGUCUGACAUAUUUCUGAUUCUUUUGGCUCCAAUUUUUUGCUUUGCAUGGCGAGGUACCACAAAAAUACCAAAUAAAAGUUUGGUUUCGAAGCAGCUGUCUUGUGC
This is a messenger RNA of Lampris incognitus (smalleye Pacific opah), 1749 nucleotides long. RefSeq names its product chromosome 20 C11orf68 homolog (gene c20h11orf68). The record is from RefSeq and is a predicted model, not a curated record. The transcript is spliced from 2 exons. Lineage: Eukaryota; Metazoa; Chordata; Actinopteri; Lampriformes; Lampridae. Bases 542 to 1285 code for a protein of 247 amino acids.